Molecule: messenger RNA, 789 nt
Organism: Colletotrichum lupini
Lineage: Eukaryota; Fungi; Ascomycota; Sordariomycetes; Glomerellales; Glomerellaceae
Exons: 3
Coding region: 1-789 (262 amino acids)
Source: RefSeq, a predicted model, not a curated record
AUGGCCAUCGUUUACUUCGAGACAAGCUGGGCCAUCUUGAGCACUAUCGGCGUGGCCAACACACUUUUUGGCUUCAUCAUUGCUGGCAUCACGGCCUUUUCGCCCGUAUCACUUAUACCCAUUGUUGUUUCUGUCGCAGGCUCUAUCGCAAAUGGGUUAUGUUAUUACAGCUUCUAUGCAGACUACCCCAUCUUGAAUACGGCGGUUGCGUCUGGUGUUGCGGAUGUCAUGUGGAUGAUUCAAGAAGCAGGCAUUUCAUUCUACAGUUAUGCUAUUCUCACCCGCGUUCUGCGCAGCCGCGACCGUAUCAUUUUCAUGACUCUUUUCUGGAUAGUGAUAGGGGCCAUCUUUGUUCUCAGGAUGAUGAUACUGGUUUCCCGGGUGAAGAUACUCGUGAACGGAGAGUCUGAUCUAAUGCCGACCAUCAACGGUCUCCAUGUUGGCUACUUCUCAUCCUUAGCUGUGCUUGAGUGUCUCAGCGCUUUCUUCCUCCUGCGCAAGUUUGCGGCGGCAAAGUCAAUAUCGCAAGGGGCAUCAAUCGCGCCGACUCUCUUCCAGCAUUUGAUGCGAAGCACAGAGAUCCGCCUUGCCAUCCUGGCAUUAAUCGGAGUCACGAGAGCAGUCACCUACUUUUUCCAGCCCGCAGUUCAGCAAGCCCGGACAGUGGCAGGCCAGAUCGACAGAUUUGUUUACACACUUGAGUGCGAAACUCAAGUCAAGAGCGUCUGCCUUCAGCUGGAGACAAUGGUACACAAGUCGCCUCCGUAUGGAGCGGUGGAAAGAGAGUGA